UUCUGCAGCUUGCCUGUUCAGGUACAAUGCCUUGUCCUUCGUCUACCUCAUCUACCUCCUGCUUAUUCCACUCUUCGCGGAGCCCACAAGCACAACAAUGCAGGGCCACACAGGGCGUCUGCUGCAGUCCCUCUGCUUCACCAGUAUGUCCUUCCUGCUGCUCCACAUCAUCUAUCAGAUUACCGUCAACAGCCUCCUGGCAGCGAAAACCAUCCACUCCAACUUCACCUGUUCAGCGUGGGAGAAAUCCAUCAGACAAAUCGGCUUUGAGAGCGUGAUCGAUGCAGAUGCGGGAAACGGCAUCCGAGUGUUCAUCCCUGACAUCGGCAUGUUCGUGGCUGGCUUGGCCAUCUGGCUGCUGUGUCGCAGUCUGGUCCAGAAGAGGCUGCCUGAGGACAUGGCUCAAUACAACGCCGACUUUGAAGCAGAGGAACAAGAAGAAGAGGAGAAGCUGAGCCUGGACGACCAGAUCCUGCUCGAAGAAGACUUUGAAGCGGGGUACGAGGCCGAGCUGGACGAGGAGCUGGACGAGGAGGAGGAAGAGGAAGAGGAGGAAGAGGAGGAGGAAGAAGAGGAGGUGAAGGAGAGCACCAAGAGUAAAAUCUUGCGGCACGUGGCGGAGGUCGCGUCCAAAGUGAAGGAGAUUAUUGGGAACCUGAUCACCACUGCGGGGAAGGUGGUGGUCACGAUUUUGUUGGGCAUGACAGGCAUCAUGCUGCCCUCGCUGACCUCGGCUGUUUACUUCUUCAUCUUCCUGUUCCUGUGCACGUGGUGGUCCCUCUGCCGGACCUUCGACACACUCCUCUUCAGCUGCAUGUGUGUCCUGAUGGCCAUCUUUAGUGCUGGGCACCUCAUUGUCCUCUACCUCUACCAGUUCCAGUUCUUCCAAGAGUCUAUCCCACCGGGCGACAGCUACUCAAGUGUAUUUGGCAUCUCCCCCAUCAUUCAGAGCAACUGCUCCUACACAUGGAAGCUCAUCGUGCACCCGGAUCGUAAGUGGUACCACUUUGUCAAUCCCAUCAUGCUGCUGAUCCUCUACUACACCCUGGCCACGCUCAUCCGCCUCUGGCUGCAGGAACCCAUCGACCAGCUGACGGACAACAAAGACAACGAUAUCUGUGAGGAGGAAGAUCUGGACGGAAACAGAACAAGUAACUCAGCCAACAGGAAGAGGCAGAUGUGGUGGGAAUCACGCCAGGGCACAGAUGAGAAGAACCUACUCUCCACCCAGGAUGGCAUCAGUACAACCGAGGCUGUGCCCACUUCAAACGGGACGUCCUUUGACUUUGUAACAACUGAGAAUGGACCAGUCUGUCUGGACUUGUACUCCACCCCCCAGUAUAAAAUGGACCAGCCCGGCGACGGUACAGAGAAGAAGGAUGAAUCUGUGUAUGAAGUGUGUUUGCCGCCGGAGGAUUCGGCGUUGGAGGGUGGAGAGGAGAAGUCUGAGGAAGGCGAGGAUGGGAUAAAGAAAAAAGGAGUCGGGGCGAUGGUCAAAAUCUUCCACUUCAUCAUGAAACAGAGCUACAUAUGUGCUCUCAUAGCAAUGAUGGCGUGGAGCAUCACAUACGUCAGCUGGCUGACGUUUGUCUUCCUCAUCUGGUCUUGCAUGCUGUGGAUGGUGAGAGACCGAAGGCGUUACGCCAUGCUGUCCUCGCCCUUCAUGGUGGCGUACGGCAACCUGCUGAUAGUUCUGCAGUACAUCUGGAGCUUUGAGAGUAUGGAUGAAGUCAAAGCACCGGGGUUCUUUGUCAAGAAGAACAACCCUUUCCACUCGCUUUCAUCCAAGGUCCUGUGUCUGCUGAGCUUCUGGCUGCUGCUGAGACAAACACUCACAGAGAGAUGGGAAAAACAAAAGGAGGACAGCGCUGGUCUCUCAGACGUUCAUGUGGAAGAUCAGAAGAAGAAAGAGGAAGAGGACUCUGAGGAAGGAGGGGAGCAGGACAUCAUGCAGGUUCUGGGCAACAUGGUCAUGGCUCUGAUGGUCAAAUACUGGAUCUACAUCUGUGGUGGCAUGUUCUUCUUCGUCAGCUUCGAGGGAACCAUCGUCAUGUACAAGAUCAUCUACAUGAUGAUGUUCCUCUUCUGUGUGGCGCUCUAUCAGGUGCACUUUGAGUGGUGGCGAAGGAUCCUGAAGUACUUCUGGAUGUCAGUGGUGAUGUACACCAUGCUGGUUCUCACCCUGGUCUACACCUUCCAGUUUGACGGCACUAAGGACUUCUGGUCCAACAACACGGGCAUGGAUGAAAACAGCUUGAAGGACCUGGGCCUGGAGAGGUUUUCUGUCUCCAUGCUGUUCACCAGGAUUUUCAUUCCCACAUCCUUCCUGCUGGUGUGUAUUCUCCACCUGCACUACUUCCACGAACCGUUCCUCAAGCUCACCGACCUCCAGGCUGUGGUGGCCAAAGAGGAGAGCACUAUCUACAGACUGGUGCACCAGGACGGCAGCCUGGCAGACCUCACCAUGCUCAGCGCCAGCUCGGUGGAGGGGAUACUGCCCAGAGAGGAGCAGGAGCCGCAGGGGGAGUGGGGGAAGGAGGAGAAGGAGGAGGCCCUGGUGGUGGUGAUGGAUGACACUGACAUGACUGACGAGAAGCCCAGGAGCCUCUCCGACCCGCGGCUGUCCAGUGCGGAGGAGAGCCACCACUGUAGUGCGGGGACGGGGACGGAGCCGGAGCCGAGCACCGAGCACACCUCAGACCUGAAGAAUAAAUGGCACCUGGUGGUCGACCGUCUGACCGUGCUCUUCCUUAAGUUCCUGGAGUAUUUCCACAAACUGCAGCUGUUCAUCUGGUGGCUGCUGGAGAUCCACAUCAUCAAGAUCGUGUCCUGCUACGUCGUCCUGGUCUCUGUUAAAGAGGUGUCUUUGUUAAACUAUGUGUUCCUGGCGUCCUGGGCCUUUGCACUGCCCUACAGCCAGUAUCGUCCACUUGCCUCCAGUGUUUGCACCGUGUGGACGUGUGUCAUCAUCGUAUGCAAAAUGUUGUACCAGCUCAAGUCUAUAGACCCUCCAUUGUACAACUGCACUCUGCCAGGAAGUUACUCAGGGGUCCAGAAAGAGGAGAUGGAGGUCUAUCCACUGUAUACGGACCUUGUGGAGCCAGCACACUGGGUGGGCCUGAAGAAGUCUAAUGACCUGCUGGACUACCUCAGGAACAACCUCUUGAUGCUCGCUCUGUUAGCAUUCGAGGUGACCAUCUACCGCCAUCAGAAAUACUUCAGACUGAGGAACAAACUGUCUCCGCCCGCUGCCAGGAUUAUCUUCCAUGACAUCACACGGCAGCAUCUGGACAUCGGCAUCAUCAGCUUCAUCAAAUACUUCAUCAACUACUUCUUCUACAAGUUUGGACUUGAGACGUGCCUGCUGCUGGUGGUCAAUGUAAUCGGACAGCGUAUGGACUUCUACGCCAUGCUCCAUGCCUUCGCUUUGAUAGCCGUCAUGUAUAAACGCAGGAGGAAAGCCAUCGCUGAGGUCUGGCCCAAGUACUGCUGCUUCCUGGCCUGCAUGCUGACCUUUCAGUAUUUUGUCUGCAUCGGGAUCCCUCCUGCAGCCUGUAAAGAGUAUCCUUGGAGGUUUCCCAACUCUACUACGGACUCCAACGUCAUCAAGUGGCUCUAUGUUCCAGACUUCCACACCAAACCCAACUCAUCGUUCCUCAUCUAUGACUUCAUGUUGCUGCUGUGUGCCUCCCUCCAGAGGCAAGUCUUUGACGACGAGAACAAGGCGGCAGUCCGCCUCAUGGCUGGAGACAACGUGGAGAUCUGCAGAGACCUGGACGCAGCCACUUUCAGCGUCCACAACCCCGUCCCUGACUUCAUCCACUGCAGGUCGUACCUGGACAUGCUGAAGGUCAUCAUGUUCAGCUACCUGUUCUGGUUUGUCCUCACCAUCAUCUUCAUCACGGGGACCACGCGUAUCAGCGUCUUCUGUAUGGGCUACCUGGUGGCCUGCUUCUACUUCCUGCUGUUCGGUGGUGAGCUGUUGCUCAAACCGAUCAAAAAGAUCCUCCAUUACUGGGAUUUCCUGAUCGCCUACAACGUCUUUGUGAUCACCAUGAAGAACAUUUUGUCUAUCGUGGCUUGUGGCUACAUCAACUCUCUGGUUGUGAACCAGUGCUGGUUGAUCCAGUUGCUCAGUCUGGCCUGCACCAUCAAAGAAUACAAAAGCAACAUUAGGGAGGCAAAACCUGGUGAACAGACCUGCGAGCUGCCCAAAAACGAGGCCGGCAUCAUCUGGGACAGUAUCUGCUUCGCCUUCUUGCUGCUGCAGAGACGAGUCUUCAUGAGCUACUACUUCCUCCACGUGGUGGCUGAUAUCCGAGCAUCACAGAUCCUCGCAUCCAGAGGGGCGGAGCUUUUUCAGGCCACUAUAGUGAAGGCGGUGCGAGCCAGGCUGGAGGAGGAGCGCAAAUCUGUGGAGCAGCUGAAGAGACAGAUGGAGCGCAUUAAGGUGAGGCAGCAAAAGUUUAAGAGGGGCAAGGAGAAGAUGCUGAGCAUAGCGCAGGAGUCUGGAGAAGGACAGACCCUCGUCCAGCCUGAAGAGGAUGAUGAUGAUGGAGCACAGCGAACGAAAGCCAAGACCAAAAAAAAGCAGUGGUGGAGGCCGUGGGUUGACCAUGCUUCCAUGGUUAGAAGUGGAGACUAUUACUUAUUUGAAACUGACAGUGAGGAGGAAGAGGAGGAGGAGGAGAAAAAAGACGAUGAGCCGCCAAAGAAGUCGGCGUUUCAGCGAGCUAUUGGGAAGUUUGUCUCUGCUGUUCUGGCUUUGCCCAAGUCUAUCAUUAAGCUGCCUAAAACUAUCCUGCAGUAUGUAGUGAAGGCAGGCAAGUUUCUUUAUCACGCCUGGAUCACAGACCCCAAAGCUGCCCUGAGGGCACGAGGCAAAGAGAAGCGCAAAUUUUGGAAGAAAUACACCAAAGGAGUCAGACACAGGAAGAGCAAAAAAGAUGCAGGUCAUGUGGCCAUAGAGGUUGGCGAGCUCUCGGAUGGGCAAGAGAAAGAAGACGAGAACAAGAAGUCCGGAGGUCCAGACAACAUUAUUAAGCGAGUGUUCAACAUCAUAAAGUUCACCUGGGUGCUCUUCCAGACGACGGUGGACAGCUUCACCAAGUGGAUGAAUGACAUGUGCAGGGAGUACAUCGACAUCUCCACUGUGCUGCGCAUCGAGCGCUGCAUGCUGACCAGAGAGGUCAAAAAGGGUAAUGUGCCGUCCCGAGAGAGCAUCCACAUCUACUACCAGAAGGCCAUGAGGCUCAACAUGUCCAGGGCGGCCAGCAUGGAUCAGCUAAGCGAGGAUGAGUCAGCCAUGGGCUCCUCCAGGGUCCGAAGAAGGCGAUACCCGAUGGAGAGCCAGGACUCCACUGCCUCCAGAGACAGCAUGUCCAGCGGCAUUACUGACGCAACCACACUGUUUUCUCGCCAAUCCACCCUGGAAGACCUCGAUGGGAUGCCAGAGUGCAUUCCCAAAACCAGCGAGCGUGCCAGGCCCAAACUGCGUAAGAUGUACAGCAUGGACAUGUCCAAUUCAUCCAUGGACAGUGGCAGCAGCUUCAUGUCCAGUGAAGCGACUCAGUGCAUCACGCUCUACUCCAGACAGGGCACCACAGACACCAUAGAAGAAGUGGAGGACGAGCAGGAUCAAGGCGAAGACAAGCAGCAGCAGGUACCCUGGGGAUCCCAAGAGCUGGACGAGUGUCAGGGAGCCGAGGGCGGUCCAUGGAGUGACGGAGAACCCAGGGAGAAAGAAGAGGAGGAAGAGGGUGAGGGCUUGGAGAGAUUGGAGGGUGAGGAAGGCGAGGAGAGAUCAGAGGGAGCAGAGUUACAGGACCAGGAGAGCAAAGAGAGAGAAGAGGCUCCGUGGGAGUCCUUCGGCCCAGAUGAGGGCCCCUCCCACAGGGUCGUGGAGGCAGAUUCUGCCCCUUCUGCCCAGGAGAGGGACUUCAUGACGGAGAGCGAGGACGGGGGAGGACAGCAGGACUUCAUGCAGACAGAGGGGAGAGCAGGGCUCCUCUACACCCCUGACACGGACGCAUCUAAAACAUCUGAUGCUGAUGUGCCUCCCAGCUACAGCAAGGCGGUCAGUUUUGAUCGCCUGGAGGUUAGCGAUGACGAGAGUGACAUGGACAGGAAGAGGCGUAUGGUUAUGACCUCUGACAGCCGCUCAGACAGCAGGUCAGACAUCAUGUUGCCAUCUAUGACCACUGAGCUGACCGCCAGCGAACUGCUGCUCAACAAGAUGUUUUAUGAUGAGGAGCUGGAGCAGUCAGAUUCAUUCUACCAAAAACAGCCUCUGAUCCUCCAGCUCAGCUACGCCCUCUACAACAUGCUGGUGGCCCAUUCGGAGAUGGUUUGCUACCUGGUUAUCAUCAUUAACCACAUGGUCUCAGCCUCCUGCGCCACCCUGGUCCUUCCCAUCACGAUCUUCCUCUGGGCCAUGCUGUCAGUGCCCCGGCCCAGCAAACGUUACUGGAUGACUGCCAUUAUCUAUACGGAGGCCACCAUCGUCGUCAAGUACUUCUUCCAAUUUGGCUUCUUCCCGUUCAACCAGAACAAGAUAGAUAAAAAUAGACCAUAUCACCCUCCUAACAUCAUCGGUGUGGAGAAGAAGGAUGGAUAUGUCCACUACGACCUGGUCCAGUUACUGGCUCUGUUCUUCCACAGAUCCAUUCUGAAGUGCCAUGGUCUAUGGGAUGAGGACGACCCCAAAGACAAGAAAGAGCCCUCUCGUCAGAGCGAGUCAGAGGACGAGGGAAAAGACGAGCGUGACGUGAAGAGUGAGAGCGAUAAGGAGUCUGAACCCGCCUCCUCGCUGAUCAGUGAGAGGAGAGGCUCCAAUCACACCCUGAGAUCCAUCAACUUUGGCACCUCCAUUGAUUCGGGACAUGUCCAGGUUCACUUCCCGCAACAGCAGACCUACCAGCGCCGCAAGAGCUCCAGCGGAGGCUCGCACAUUUCUCACAGAUCUCUCCACUCCUCUGCAAGGUCCAAGAGAGGAAGCACCGCUUCCCACAACAGCAGCCGCAAGGACGGCAGCGAGGCCAGCGUCCAUCAGAAGACACGCAAACAGAUGAUCAUGGAGAAGCUGAGGGAGCAGCUCUUCAAAGGAAGAGCCUUCGUCAUAAAGCGGUUCAUGGAGAUCUACCUUCCCAUGAGGCAGUUCUUCCAUAACUUGAUCCACCCGGAGUACAGCGCAGUCACAGACGUCUACGUGCUGAUGUUCCUCGCCGACACGGUCGACUUCAUCAUCAUCGUGUUUGGAUUCUGGGCGUUUGGCAAACACUCAGCGGCAGACAUCACAUCGUCUUUGUCGGAGGAUCAGGUGCCGGGACCUUUCCUGGUCAUGGUCUUGAUCCAGUUUGGGACCAUGGUGGUGGAUCGGGCCCUUUACCUCAGAAAGUCUGUCAUGGGCAAGGUCAUCUUCCAGGUCAUCCUGCUGUUUGGCAUCCACUUCUGGAUGUUCUUCAUCCUGCCAGGAGUCACAGAAAAGCGUUUCAGCGAGAACACGGUCGCUCAGAUGUGGUAUUUUGUCAAGUGCAUCUACUUUGGGUUGUCGGCCUAUCAGAUCCGCUGUGGUUACCCCACCCGCGUUUUGGGAAACUUCCUCACCAAGAGCUACAAUUAUGUCAACCUCUUCCUGUUUCAAGGUUUCCGCCUGGUGCCGUUCCUGACGGAGCUGCGAGCCGUGAUGGACUGGGUUUGGACCGAUACCUCGCUGUCUCUGUCCAGCUGGAUCUGUGUGGAGGACAUCUACGCUCACAUCUUUAUCCUCAAAUGCUGGAGAGAGUCUGAAAAGAGGUAUCCCCAACCGAGAGGCCAGAAGAAGAAGAAGGUGGUGAAGUACGGGAUGGGAGGCAUGAUUGUAAUGCUGCUGAUCUGUAUCGUCUGGUUCCCGCUGCUCUUCAUGUCCCUCGUUAAGUCGGUAGCUGGAGUCGUCAACCCACCGCUGGAUGUUUCGUUUGAAAUCACGCUCGCUGGCUUCCAGCCGAUCUUCACCAUGAGCGCUCAGCAAAAUCAACUGCAAAAUGUCACCCAAGACGAAUAUACAAAAUUUAUGAAGAGAUAUAAUAAUCGUGAUGAAGCCCUACAGUGGCUGGAGGGCUACAUGUCUGAGGACCUGUACAUCGCAAGGCUGAAAGGAAACUCCAACUCUCUGUGGACCAUCAGUCCACCCAGCAGAAAGAGCCUGAUAAACAUGUUGGGCUCUGAUGAGGAAUUCCUCAUCACUGUGAGCUGGGCUGUGCAAAGAAAUCUAAGUCUUGGUGCCAAGGCAGAAACAGUAUCUGGAAAACGAGUGACACAUCUUGACAAAGAAACAAAAAAGGAGCUCAUAAAGCUGAUAGAGGGGACAGGAAGCAACUCGCGUCAAGUGGUCCUACGCGACAUCUUCCCUCGUUACAUUCGAGCCCCCAGCGACUCUGAGGCCAAGCCUGUUCCGCAGCUUUUUGACGAUGAAAAGAUGUUGGACAUAACGUUGGAAUUGAGGCAAGUGGAUAACACCUCGGAUGAGAUCCAUGAAUGGUGGAGCGUGAACCAGACGGAGCCCGGCCCGAUACCAAAGAGGGAAAAAUACAAGGUUGAAGGUGGACUGGAGCUUUACGUGUUCAGCGACCAAGUCAGCCCGCCCAGUUUGGGCUUUCUGGCUGGAUAUGGGAUCAUGGGCUUGUACGCCUCUGUGGUUUUGGUCAUCGGCAAGUUCGUGCGUGAGUUUUUCAGCGGCAUUUCUCACACCAUCAUGUUCGAGGAGCUGCCAAACGUGGACCGCAUCCUCAAGCUGUGCACAGACAUCUUCCUGGUCCGAGAGACGGGCGAGCUCGACCUGGAGGAGGACAUGUACUCCAAACUCAUCUUCCUCUACCGCUCUCCAGAGACUAUGAUCAAGUGGACCAGAGAGAAAACUCAGUGAAACUCAGCAAGGAGACGUUAACCAAUGAAGGCGAGCCGGAGCUUUUCGGAACAGGAGCCGCUCAUUCAGAGAAACUGGGUGGUCGCUCUGUUGGUGAGCAGCUAUUUCAGCCUGUUCACCUGCUGAAGGAGCUCAAAGCAGCUGAGGACCAACGCUGUCCUCUUCAACUGAGCUCUGAUGGCAGUAAUAGUGUUUGCUCCACACUAGAACACUUGUUUGAGUUAUAAACUGGUAUUUUCUACUAUUUACUGAUGGAAAAAAAACAUCAAUUGCCGUCAUAUUAUUAACAACCAAGGACAAAUUUGCAGGUGCUGUAUUUAUCUCGCGAAAGCUGGCUCAGUUUGGCAUCCAGUGGAUAAAAUAAGCAGACUGGUGUUCAGUUGGAGACGGAGAAGUCCUUUAGCACAAUUUUCCUAAGUUAUAAAAAGUGCUAUCCCUGAUAUAAAGGUAGGUUUUUAAACACAAUGCCCGUAAGCCUCAUUGCCUGCCUCUAACAUUUUCACACAAUCGCACGGUAGGCACGGUAAGAGACGCUCGAACUGAAUGCAACUUCAUUAUUUAAGGGCUUCCCAUCGACACCAAACAAAGUGCACAACGGCAUCCACAUGAGCACAAUCUCGUAUCUUCUCCAACUGGAACGCUUUGACUGUGGGACUGUGCAAUAUCGAGCUCUCGUUCCUUCAAGUUUUUCGAAGAACGUGGACCGAGAGGAGGGGAAAAAAGGGCCGGUCGUCACAAAGAGAAAUUAAGACCAUCUUUUUUCUUUUCUUUUUCUUUUUUUAAACAUCAGAGGCCACGUGGGAGAAAACAUAAUCAAACAAUAUUUGCCUUAUUUUGUUUGUAUGAGAAGAACUCUUAUCAACGACAUAUCUUUCUCAGGAAGAGCUGUUCUCACAGAUAUCAUCGUAGGAGUUGUAUGUUACAAUAUGUAGGCUUUGAUGGAUCUAAAUGAGAUUGUAGAAAAGAUGAAAACUAUUUAAACGGCAUGAAACUUAACGUGGAUAUUGUUCAGGUGGACUGAUACCGGGUAUGUUUACUGCACAGUGAAGGCUGUAUUAAGAAAGCAAUUGUAUCGCUGUGGACUGUUUUCCUCUCAGAGAAUGAGAUAAAUUGCCAAUCAUCCAUUUUCUGAAUCAUCUACAGGUUGGCUAGAGUCGAGACCAGCAGAGGGCUGUUUCUGAAUCAGGGUAACGUGCAUUAGAUGGUCGACUCUUGCACAUCACUUGUGAACCUCUCGCUGUUUUUAACAUAAACGCAUCGACGGCCACAGCUGUGCAUACGGUCAUCAAGGAAGAAACAAGCAGGCACAAAAAAAACAAAAAAAAAAACAUCAUCCACACAUGAAGGGCUGAAACACAAAGUCCUUUGGUCCAAACUAUGCAUUAGAGGACAUUGUAGCAUGAUAGAAAAACUUCAUUAUUGUCAUGACUAAUUUUCAUUACAUGUACAUACAAGUUUAAGGGGACAGGUCAGGGUGGAAUGAAAUGUGAAACUGCACCUGUAUGUCAAGGCGAUGUGGUAUGAUGGAGGUCCAGACAUCUGCAAAUAAAACAUCUGGAGGUGGUGUCGA
Molecule: messenger RNA, 10472 nt
Organism: Larimichthys crocea (large yellow croaker)
Lineage: Eukaryota; Metazoa; Chordata; Actinopteri; Sciaenidae
Gene: piezo2b
Product: piezo-type mechanosensitive ion channel component 2b
Exons: 53
Coding region: 98-8902 (2934 amino acids)
Cellular component (GO): membrane
Molecular function (GO): mechanosensitive monoatomic ion channel activity
Source: RefSeq, a predicted model, not a curated record